Molecule: messenger RNA, 3967 nt
Organism: Cucurbita pepo subsp. pepo (vegetable marrow)
Lineage: Eukaryota; Viridiplantae; Streptophyta; Magnoliopsida; Cucurbitales; Cucurbitaceae
Gene: ATIM
Product: timeless family protein
Biological process (GO): DNA replication checkpoint signaling; DNA repair; replication fork arrest
Cellular component (GO): replication fork protection complex
Molecular function (GO): DNA binding
Source: RefSeq, a predicted model, not a curated record
CCCUAAAACUCGGAGUUUUCACUCUCGCCAUCAAGCUCACUCUCAACUCUCCGUUGAAUCUAAUUCUCUCUUUCAUCGCCAAGCUUAUAUGCUUGAAAUCUCAAUUUAGUGCAUUGUUCGUUAAGGAAUGGAGAUCGAUGGGCUAUGUGUUAUCUGCGCUGGUCUCGGAAUCGUCGAAGAGGACGACAAUGGUAAUCGGAUCGGUUACUCCAAGAGCGAAUACUGUUUAGAUAAUUUGAAGGAUUUGCUAAGAUUCUUGAGACGAGAUGACCCGCAAACUCGUGAUGUUUUUAAGCAAGUGUGUAAAUGGAACAUUGUGGCUAAAGAUCUGAUACCCAUUAUUGAAUACUGUCAAGAUGACCGUAAUGCAGUCUUAAACGCAGUGAAGAUUUUGGUGUUCCUCACAAUGCCCGUUGAACCCACGUCAAAUGAUAUUGCACAACAGAUUGAAUAUUUGUGGGGCUUGAAGUCCUUAAUUACAUGCUGUAAUGUUGUUGCCGUAGCUGUUUCACUUUUGGAGAGUCCGCUGGAAAAUCUGGAUUGUGAAACAUUCUCAGAAGACGACUGGAAAUUGGUGCAGCUGGUUAUGACACUCUUCCGAAAUGUUUUGGCUAUUCAAGAAAUCUCAUUGCAGCAAAAGGCUGAUGGAUCAGCUUGUCAGUUAAUAUUGCUCAGAGACAAAUUUCUGGAAGGUUUAUUCCGGGAGAAUGUAAUGGACAUAAUAUUGGUGAUAACGCAACAUAUUGAUGGCUCUUGCAGCCAUCUCCGUCAAGACAAAUUACUUUUUCUGGAAAUAUUUUAUUUCAUAUUUAUGGGACAAGAACCAGAGUUAAUUGCAAAAGUAUCUCAAAAUAGCAACGAGGAUAAUGUAGAAACUGUAUCUUCCGCCAAUAGUCUGAAGUCUCUGAUGGAGGAAGAUAGAAGGAAGCUUUCUAGAUCAUACAAUAUGAACCGCCAUUCUCAGUUCAGUGGAACUUUUACUCGACAUACCUUGGAUGGUUCGAAGUUAGUACUCAAAGGAAAGCCGUCGCCGACUUCUUGUAACAGUCUUAAACAACCUAAAGUUUGUCGGGGUCCAAUAAAAAAGAUUGCAUGGGACCAUGGACGAUUAACUUCAAAAAACAGCAAACUUCUGCGGUUACUUCAUGAUUUUAUCAACCAGUUUCUUUCAGGCGGCUACAAUGCUUUGAUGCAGUUGGUUCAUGAAGAUAUUGAAAAGGAACAUCAUUCCAUCCAGAACAACGAUGUGGUUGUUUUUUUUCAGGUGGCUCAGUUUGCUGUUUCUUUUCAGUAUCACAAGUUCUCAACUUCAAAGUCAAUUGAAGCUGAUACUACUGAGGCUCAAACAGAACAUGCUGAUUCCACAUUUUUCCAAGGUAACAUGUGCGGUCCAAUAGCUGCAACAAUGAACGAGGCAAUGUUUCAGCUAGUUGUUACAAAAUGGCGCUAUGCAUUUGAAGGCUUAAAGGAAACUAGUGAUUUUAAGUUUCUGUCUGCAGCUGGCUCUCUGAUGAAAAAUAUGAUUUGCAUGUUAGAUUUGGUGUUAAAGUUAUUGCCAGAAGAUUCGAAGGAACCUCAAACAGCUCGUAUUCUACUUUACAAAUUAUUUUAUGAUCAGACAGAUCAAGGGAUCACUCAGUUCCUCUUAAAUUUGCUCAAAUCAUUCAACACUCACAAACAACCCAAAAGUGAUCUUGCAGAUUUAGUUGAGAUGAUCUACAAAGUUGUACAGCUCAUGGAGGACCUCCAAGCACGUGGAACACUUCGGGUUUCUAAAAAAUCAAGGAGGGGAAGAAAAGCAAAGUCAGCUAGAAUCAGACAGUCAGAAGAUCAGGUAGCUGGGAAUAAGACGGCCAUAACCCAGAAUGAGAAAUCAAUAGAUGCCGAUGUUGGGGAGAACAAUGGCUUAAAAACAAGUAAUGAUGGUAAAGAAGAGAUAUCUAUUACCGCGCCUGAACUGCUAAACUUGAACACGGGGAGUUUUGAAGGCAGUCUGUCACAGAGGGAGAACAACAAAUUGAAUGAUGGUUAUAGCACAGCCGAUUCUUCUGGUAAUGAGCAGCAAAAUAGAACUGUGGAAGUUGAUCUUAAAGUAUCAAGUCUAGUAUCUACUUUUGCCAACAACAACAUUAUUCAGAAAAUAUGCUGGUUGCUUAAGUUUUACAAGAGCAAUUCUACCAAUACAAACCAUUACAUAAUAUGCAUUUUACGGAGGAUCACCGAGGAUUUAGAGCUUUCUCCAAUGCUGUACCAGUUGUCUCUUCUUCCCACAUUUUAUGAUAUUCUAUCUGAACUGAAAUCAAGUCCAUGCAAGGAACAUGCUAAUAUAGUUGAUUUCCUGACAAGUCUGGUGAGAAAGAUGCUAAGGAAGAUAAAGAAUCAGCCACUCCUUUUUGUGGAACUUCUGUUUUGGAAGACCCGAAAAGAAUGCCAUUACAUUGAUGCUGAGUACUUAGUGCAUGAGCUUGGCUGUUGGAAGAAAAAAAAUAAAGAGGAAAAUUUUACUGGUGAUGAUGAAAAUGGCUCGUUGAUGGGCAAGCAUUGGACUCCUAGAAGCAUAGCCGAUGCACUAGGUGAAGAUGAAGCUGAUGUUGUGAUCAGUAAUGAGUUUGAAAUUCAUACUGAAGCAAAGUCUGACGAAGUCGAGAGAGGCCUUGAGUCUACCACCCUGGGUGAUGAGAUAUACGGGAAAGAACACAACGAAAAUGAGCUGGCUAUGGAUGAUAAAUCCAAAAGUCUUCCGAAAAGAAAGAGACUUGUUCUUGAUGCUGCACUGGAGACUGAAAUUAAAGAUCUUUAUGAGAAAUUCAAGGAGGACAGGAACUGUAGCAGACUUAUUGCAGAGAAUCUUGGUACUGAUGUCGAAGUUUCACCUGCUCAGGUUUCCAAUAAGCUUAGACGGAUGGGGUUAAAAGUUUCUCAAAGAAAGAGGAGGCAAUAUGCAGAUGAAGCCUUUUCUGCUACCUCUAAAAACCUCAAAGGAGAAAGCAAUGGGGUAGAAAGAAACAAUCUACUCGAUUCAGAUGUUUUGGGGGAAAGUUCUUUGAGUCAACCUUCGCACACGAGAAAAAGAGUUGUCGCUUUUGAUAAAGUAUAUGAAGAGAAGAUCAGAGCUUUAUAUGAGCAGUUUAAAGAUCAUAAGAGAUGUAGUUCUAUGAUUGCAAAUGCGCUGGAUGCUGGUAACAAAUUCACUUCUGCACAAGUUUCUCGAAAGCUCAAGCAAUUGGGUCUAUAUGUUUCUCAUCAGAAGAGGUCGAGUGAUGGUGAUCACAAUGAUUCUGUUAUGGACAAGGGAUUUGAGAGUGACGAUGAAACAUUGCUUUCAUUAAUAAAUAGGAAAAAAAGGAAGCAUCUUGCAACAGAAAAGCUCAGUUCCAUCUCAACGCAGAGCAUAUUAAUUGCUGAAGAAUCUGAAGGUGUAGAUGCAGAAAUGUCUACGCAAUGGGAGGACAGCAACCAAGCGAGUAGGUUGGAACCUAUGGGGGUUGGUAAAGUGCCUUCCGAUGAUGUUCAGUUGAAUGACUUCACAGAAGUUGAAGGUAAGGAUGCUGAAGCUGGCGUCAGUAUGGAUGAUGAGCUUGCAGAUUCAGAAGGUGAAAUGGAUACUAAUGUGUAUCGUGCAAGUGCUACAACGGGAAGAAAGUUUAGGAUUGUUGAUCUUGAGGAUGAAGAUUGAGAUGGGAAUGGUCAGGUUUCAGUUUAACUUCAGUGUGGUUUGUUGGAACAAAAUUAAUGAUAAUGGGUUGAGAUGAUAGGGUCGCUACAAGUAUCCCAAUGUGGAGGAAGCUGAGGUUAAAUGCUAAGGUCAGUGGUUGUCUUCUGAAGCAAUGUUAACGUGAUUAUGAUAUGCGCAACACAACCAACAGUUGGAGUUGAUAUUGUGUAGCAUUAUUUGUGUACAUUAUUAGAAUUUUGAUUUUGAAGUAUUGUAUAGAAGAAGAAGAAAAAGAAGAAGAAUUUUGCCAGA